GACUAGUGACUACGAUGAAUUAUCCAAUUCUCACACCUACGGCUUAUCACCGGUGACUCAUCGGAAUUGUAUAUGGACUCUUUGCUGGGUUUCGCACGCUCCCCAGCUACUGCUUUCUUGCGCCGUCCCCUGACCUACACUUCAACACCAAUCAGAAAUGGCGGGCUGAGCUUCCGAGCAAAACCCAACGACGAAAUUGACCCACUACUCCAUGACGCCAUCCAUUCAGCCUCUCUUCGUUUCCGAGAGACCCAUCGACCAGAGCCUCUGUUUGUUGAUCCAUAUGCGGGCUGCUUUGUUCAUCCCAAUGCGCAGAUGGAUAUGAAGCAAUGCUCACACCAUUACUGCCUUGCUACUAAGUACAUUGAUGAUAAGUUGCUUCGUACAGUGAAUCAUAUUGAUGGACUCAAGCAGGUUGUUUUGCUAACAGAUGGCAUGGACACUCGGCCAUAUAGGCUUAAUUGGCCGACUUCAACCAUAAUAUUUGAUAUAUCGCCGGACCGGGUAUUCAGUGGAGCAGCUGAAAAGCUUAAAGGUGUUGGGGCUAAAAUCCCAAGAAGUUGCUUAUUCCUUCAUGUUCCAUUGGAGUCCUCCGACUUGCAACAAACUCUACGUGCUAAAGGCUUUAAUGGUAACCGGCCUAGUAUAUGGGCCAUGCAGGGACUGCCUGUGAUGACCUUGGCAAAUUUUGAGGAUAUUUUGCUAACCGUAAGUGGUUUGUCCAUGAAUGGAUGUGGCUUUUUGGGUGAAUUGCCGGCUUGGUUGGCAGAGACUGAAAUAGUGACCAAGGCUAGUGCAAGGGAAUGGAUAGAGAAGUUAUUCAUGAACAAUGGCUUUCGGGUGGACAUGAUUCGCUAUGAAGAAGUCGCAAAGAGUUUAGGCAAAGAAUUAGCAGCAGGACCUUAUAAGAAUAUACUAUUUUCCUCAGAACAACUGCGGUUUUCUGAUGAUCAGAUGGAAACAUGGAGAAGAGAAUUUCAACGAGUUGAGGAACAAGGGGAUGAAGAAGGUUUUGAAGAGCUCUAAUAGAAAUUGGGUAGCUGUGGCCGUAGUAAUAACAUAGUGCUUCUUUUGGUGGUCUUGUUUUUUCCAGCCUCCACAUCGUAAAUUCUUGUAAUAAAAGGUUUUGGAAUCUGAUUGUUCUAAUUUUUCUUGGUUGGUAUACGUCAGGUGUCAAUGGUCCAUCUCCAUAUUAAUGUCUGCUUCUUGCUAAUCUCAUAGCCUCGUGUAUGUCAAGAGCUAGCCUUUUUGUUUUUCAAUUUGAACAGUCGCUGUUGCUGAAAGUUUGUUGAUGACAGAUUCUCC
This is a messenger RNA of Fragaria vesca subsp. vesca, 1305 nucleotides long. RefSeq names its product putative S-adenosyl-L-methionine-dependent methyltransferase MAV_4873-like. The record is from RefSeq and is a predicted model, not a curated record. Gene Ontology annotation, molecular function: methyltransferase activity. The transcript has 7 exons. Bases 73 to 1026 code for a protein of 317 amino acids. NCBI's taxonomy places the organism in Eukaryota, Viridiplantae, Streptophyta, Magnoliopsida, Rosales, Rosaceae. Gene Ontology annotation, biological process: methylation.